Molecule: messenger RNA, 2013 nt
Organism: Equus quagga
Lineage: Eukaryota; Metazoa; Chordata; Mammalia; Perissodactyla; Equidae
Product: TIR domain-containing adapter molecule 2-like
Exons: 4
Coding region: 313-1527 (404 amino acids)
Biological process (GO): positive regulation of cytokine production involved in inflammatory response; positive regulation of myeloid dendritic cell cytokine production; positive regulation of natural killer cell activation
Molecular function (GO): protein kinase binding
Source: RefSeq, a predicted model, not a curated record
GAGGCCCCUCCCCUUCCUGCCGAGCGCUCGCCCCACUUCCGGCCACCUCAGGCCUUUUCCGCCUGUUCUCUGCCGGUUUUUCUCUGUUCCCCAAGUCUCUCCCGGCCCCCGGCCCCCGGCCCCGUUCCCUCAGCACCCCGCGCUCGCGCCCAGCGGUCGCCUCCUAUCCCGAAUCUCUGUGAGGCUCGGAGCGACUCUGCCGUGCGUCUUUGCGGGGCGGCCGGGCUGAGGCCUGCCGCGGGCGGUGCGUCCUCUCAGACCUGACCCCGCGUCUCCGCGCAGCUCCGGUGAGGCCGUCGCCGUCGCCUCGAGAUGCUGCGGCCGGGGUCCGCGCGGCGCUGGUUGGCCGCCGCGGGCCGUUGGAGCUGCAGGCUGCUCGUGCUGCUGCUGCUGGUGCCGGGGCCCGGCGGCGCCUCUGAGAUCACCUUCGAGCUGCCCGACAACGCCAAGCAGUGUUUCUACGAGGACAUCACGCAGGGCACCAAGUGCACCCUCGAGUUCCAGGUCAUUACUGGUGGUCACUAUGAUGUUGAUUGUCGAUUAGAAGAUCCUGAUGGUAAUGUGUUAUACAAAGAGAUGAAGAAACAGUAUGAUAGUUUUACCUUCACAGCCUCCAAAAAUGGGACAUACAAAUUUUGCUUCAGCAAUGAAUUUUCUACUUUCACACAUAAAACCGUGUAUUUUGAUUUUCAAGUUGGAGAAGACCCACCUUUGUUUCCUAGUGAGAACCGAGUCAGUGCUCUUACCCAGAUGGAAUCUGCCUGUGUUUCAAUUCAUGAAGCUCUGAAGUCUGUCAUCGACUAUCAGACUCAUUUCCGUUUGAGAGAAGCUCAAGGCCGAAGCCGAGCAGAGGAUCUAAAUACAAGAGUGGCCUAUUGCCACAGUAUGGAUACAAGUCAAAGACAUCAUGAGUCAGACUCCAAGAAAUCUGAGGAAAUCUCCCUGCGUGAUGCUGCUGAGCAUAGAUAUGUGACAGAGAUGCCACCAGAAAAGCAGGAGAAAGCUGAAGGAGGGGUAAAGAUGCCUGAAGAGGAAGCAGAAGAAGAAGUGUUCCUCAAAUUUGUGAUAUUGCAUGCAGAGGAUGACACAGACGAAGCCCUCAGAGUCCAGAGUCUGCUAGAAAAUGACUUCGGCAUCAAACCUGGAAUAAUCUUUGCUGAGAUGCCAUGUGGCAGACAGCAUUUACAGAAUUUAGAUGAUGCGGUGAAUGGGUCUGCAUGGACAAUCUUAUUGUUGACUGAAAACUUUUUAAGAGAUACUUGGUGCAAGUUCCAGUUCUAUACGUCCCUAAUGAACUCCGUUAACAGGCAGCACAAAUACAAUUCUGUUAUCCCCAUGCGGCCACUGAACAAUCCACUGCCUCGAGAAAGGACUCCCUUUGCUCUGCGAACUAUCAAUGCCCUAGAGGAAGACAGUCGUGGCUUUCCUACACAAGUAGAAAGAAUUUUUCAGGAGUCCGUGUAUAAGAUACAACAAGCUAUCUGGAAAGAGACAAGAAACAUGGUACAAAGGCAAUUGAUUGCCUGAGAUGGAAUACUCAAUGCACAGCCAUCUCUUGUUUUGUAAAACAAAUCCUUUAUCUUCACUUGAGAAAGCAAUGUCUAGGAAAAGUUUAAAUAAAGGAGAACCUUACUCUUACAGAAACCUCUGGAGCACAAGAAGGAUAAAUUUCUGCAGGACAAUAGAUAAAAUUGUGGUACUUUUUGAUGUUUUGAUAAACUCGAGAUUGUCAGAAUUUGACGAACUUUCCUCUCACGGUUUUCGUAGUUCAUGCAUAUGACAAAGGUUAUUCUCAACUCAUUUUCCUUGUAUUGAACCUUGAAAAGAAACUUUUACAAUAGACAUUUAAAAAAUACAGGAACACUUUCGUUCUCUAAAUUUUGUUCUCAAAGGACAUGCAGAAGAGGGGCCAGCCCAGUGGUGCAAUGGUUAAGUUCACACCUUCCAUUUCAGCGACUUGGGGUUCAGAGGUUCAGAUCCCAGGUACGGACCUACACACCAUUUGUCAAGCCA